Macadamia integrifolia is the source of this 384-nucleotide messenger RNA. RefSeq lists its product as uncharacterized. The record is from RefSeq and is a predicted model, not a curated record. Bases 1 to 384 code for a protein of 127 amino acids. The transcript has a single exon. NCBI's taxonomy places the organism in Eukaryota, Viridiplantae, Streptophyta, Magnoliopsida, Proteales, Proteaceae.
AUGUUGCCAAGGGAUAAUCAAUAUAGCAUUUGUCACAUUGGUUUUGGCGUGGAUUCCACAGGCAAGUACAAGGUUAUUAAAAUGUGGAGUAACGAAUUGGAAAGUGAUUCCUCUAAUGAAGAUGAUGAUGAGCGGUUUAUGAUGAAGGGUGAGAUUAUUACAUUAGGUGAAAGUUCAUGGAGAGAGAUAGCGAUCCCUUCUAAGAUAGAUUUUGCCAUCGACUGUCAACUACAAUUAGAGAUGGUAUUCAUGAAUGGGGCACUCUAUUCGAUUAUGAAGAAGCCCAAGGACCGUUCGCAACAGCCAAUGAUCCUUGUGUUUGAUCUCCAUGAUAAGAAGUUUUACACUAUAGAGUUCCCUGGCCUUGUAUUAUCGUUAUUGUGA